Messenger RNA from Penicillium cosmopolitanum, 2997 nucleotides. Its product is annotated as DUF1708 domain-containing protein. The coding region runs from base 1 to 2997 and encodes 998 amino acids. The transcript is spliced from 7 exons. Lineage: Eukaryota; Fungi; Ascomycota; Eurotiomycetes; Eurotiales; Aspergillaceae. The record is from RefSeq and is a predicted model, not a curated record.
AUGCCCUUCUUCUCACGCGUCUUCCGGGGCAAAGACUCCAGUGCCACCAAGAAACAAUCGAAGCCCACCGCUACCGCCGACCCAACCCCCGCGAGACCCAAAUGGACCGACGCCUGGCAACGCACUGAGAUCGCCCCCGAGGAGGUGGCCGACCUUGUCAGAGGCUGUUCGCAGGAGUUGAAGGCGCGAGCUCUCGAUGUUCCCUUCCUCCUUCUACCUUUUCGCCCGACCUCCGACCCCAGCGCCGCCCGCACCUUCAUUCGCAACUACUUCAACCAGUCCUUCGAGAGAGGGGCACCCGUUGCUGGAGAUGGCCUGAUGCAGGAGCUCCGGCUCUAUGAGCCUAUGGUGCUUUGCAGUGUCUUGAAAUGGUGUUGGAGCAGAUUGCCCGGAGGUAUCGUGACAUGGGACGCCUACGAACUGUUCAAGGUUGGCGAACAAGAUUCGGACCACGCCCUCGACGCCUUCUCCACCUUCAUUCCCCUGAGUGUCGACUCCGAUGCCCGCACUAGCAUUAUCAACGACUUCUUCGACCUUCUUGCUGCCAUUGCGGCGCACGGCAAAUCCAACGGUCUAGGAGGCCGCAAGCUUUCCCGCUAUGCUGGAUGGUGGGCCUUCGAGCACAGUGAUACCGGUGGUGGCUUCGAGGCCUCCUACAAAAAUUGGGCUGCGUAUGGAUUUCUCCUUGAACUCCCCCCUUCCAUGUAUAGCUCACUAACCCGAGUAGUGCUGCCGAUGCCACGAGCCAUCUCUUCUUCGCUUAUCUCCGUUCGCUUACCCCGGAGCUCAAACGCGGCGUCGCGGGCAUUACCUCGCUCCCCAUUUCCUUGCAGUCGCUUGUGCAGGCAACCGAAUACCCCCCCACGAACACCGACUCUGCUGCAAGUCACAACAACCAAGGUUGUCAUGAUUGUCGACACCGUCUCUCCCACUCCUUUCUCGCUGCUCCGUCGUGCCAAGAACUUCGAAUAUCGCGACGAACACUGGCAUUUACAGGAAUUUUCCAAUUAUGACGACCCUGUAAAGGCAUUGACUGACGAGUGUCUGCGUGUUUUGGGAUGCAUCUCUUCCACGAAUCAGUCUAGUGUCUCCAGCUCGAAGCAAUCCACUAGCCUUCGCGACGCAUCCUGGUCGAGAUUUGAGGAUAUCGGAUUUGGCGGUGCCAUUGACUCUGACCCCGAAGAUGAGGAUCACAAGGCCCCAGCUCCACCCAAGAGCGAGCCGGCUGCUAGCCUGAGGACCUCGCCUCGGUCCCAAGGUGGUGACCUUGGACGUCCCACAACCCCAUCCUGGGCAGACUUCAUGUCGUCUGGCUUCGCGGAUGAGGGAAACCUGAAACAAAAUGUGACACCCUUGCUGCUAACUCCGGACAAGAUGCUUCCUCCAAUUGCUGCCACUCGUGGCAUGAGCUCCCAGUCCCACAAACGCAAUUUAGACGCCGAACCCGCUUUGGAACCGGCUGAGUUGGCCAGCAUCAAUACUUUCGAUCUGGAUGACUCGUUCUGGUGGGUGUGGAUCACCAGUCUGUCUGGCGAUGAGCCUCUUGCCCGCAAGGCUGUCUUCGGCCGGGGUGCCGCACCAGAGCCCGAGGCAGGCGCGCAAUUCGUUGAGAAGAAGAGCUUCUUCAGCUUUGGCAGCCGUAAGGGCACGAAGCUAAACCGCCGCAAGUCAUCGGCCAAGAAGGUUUCCCCGAUUGAGGAGUCGUAUAAACGUGUCAACAACCAAGCUCCUCAGAGCAAGUCCAGUAUUGGUCCUGAUCAACACAAGCGCAUUCAGGCUGCUGCUGCCGCCCUCCAGAGGAAGCACCGCGAGGAGGCUGAAGCUAAAGAUACCAAUGUUAAUUUUGGCCGGGAUAACUUCUCCACCAAAACCAACUCCGUUUUGACGCUUCAGCCGGGUAUUGUCAAUGAAGCUUCCUCGGCCAUGAAGUGGACCAAAAAUUAUGACAAGAACGCCUACCGUACCGCCUACCUGAGUGACAGCCGUGCUGGAAUGGCCCCCCCUCCUCCUCCUAAGGACCCUGCCGCCGUGGCAACGCCUCUCCCGCCCUCUCCGGAGCCGGCCAAGAAGAUCUUGGAAGAGCCAACCCCACAGCCUGAGAAGAAGGGUAAUGCGAAGACUGUCGUCAUCGAGGACCCCGUCGAGUCACAACCCAAGCAGUCAUUGGACGAGUCGAACAAGAAGUUGAAGAAGAAGACCGGUAACAAUGGGUUCAAGAAUAUGUUCGGCACCAGCAAGAAGAAGACGACCGAGCAGCCUGCCAUGAAGAGCACCGGUGCCAAGGAGAUCUCUUCUGUUGCUGCUGCCCGCGCUGCCCUUGAGGCCAAGGCUGCCGCUGCUCAGGAGUACAGUGCGCCCUCCCCUCCCAAGCCUGCCGUGAAGAAGAAGCCCGUUCCAGAGAAGCCCAGCACCCCCGUGGCUGCUGCACCGGCAGUACCUGCCCCGGCGCCGGAGAAGCCAUACACUCCUCGGCAGGCUCCUGAGUCUCCCGAACAGCCUCGUGUCCCCAUCUCCCCUGCCAACACUGCUGGCAGCGGUCCUCCCCAGACCCGCCAUGCUGUCGAGUACGAUGCCCUCUCUCGGGUUGAUACGAACGAGCGCAACGCCGCCGACCAAGAGUUCUCCAAGUUCGAUCAGGGUCCUCUUCUAGAGCAACCUGCCUUUGUCCCUGAUACCCCGGCCACACCGACUGGCCCAGUUCACUCCGAGCUCCCUCAGACCCCAACCAACGGCCACGAGGAAAAGUCCCAACACGCCCCUACUCAGGCUGAGGUCAUGGCUGCUGAAGAGGACCGCUGGGCGCAGAUCCGCAAGAAUGCCGCCGAGCGUCAAGCUGCCGAAGCUACAGACUCUGCCCGUCCUAGUGAGGAGCCCGAGGCACGCGUCAGCCAGUCUGAGCGCUCUGACGAGGGCGAUACCAGCGGCGAAGAGACUAUCGAGUCGCGUGUCGCACGCAUCAAGGCCCGCGUUGCCGAAUUGACCGGCCAAACCGCCUAA